CCCCCCCCCAUGGAGAUGUUGGACUCGGCCGCUGGCUCCGCCCACAGGCAGGAGAAGGUGCAGGAGGCCGAGGAGGGAGCGGAGCUGCACGAGGGUGAGGCCCCUCCAGGUGAGGGCGCCGUGGCCGUGCCCGCUCCCCCCGCGGGGUUUCCCGAGGGGGGGCUGCAGGGGCUGCAGGGGCUGCAGUGCCACUUCCGGAGCGACGCCAACGGCGGCCAGGUGACGUACCGCGUGGUCCAGGUGACCGAGGCCGCCCUGGAUGGCCCCGAGGGCGCGGCCGUCAGCGUGGUGAGCGCCUUCGGGCCCGGCACCCCCCAGGUGCUGCAGGGCCCCUUCAGCAAUGGCGGCGCCGGGGGCGGGGCCAGCCCGGGCAGCGAGGGCGGGGCCGAGAGACUCACCUGGGGGGGGGAGGGGACCCUGCUGCAGGCCGAGAGCAGCCUGGCACCGGCCACAGGGCAGUUCUAUGUGAUGAUGUCACCGCCGGACGUGCUGCAGGCGGGGGGAGGGGCCGCGCGAGGCCACGCCCCCCACGGCCACGCCCCCCACGGCCCUGGCCACGCCUACUCACC
Messenger RNA from Zonotrichia leucophrys gambelii, 569 nucleotides. RefSeq names its product upstream stimulatory factor 2-like. Gene Ontology annotation, biological process: regulation of transcription by RNA polymerase II. NCBI's taxonomy places the organism in Eukaryota, Metazoa, Chordata, Aves, Passeriformes, Passerellidae. The annotation marks the transcript as partial. The record is from RefSeq and is a predicted model, not a curated record. The transcript has 7 exons. Gene Ontology annotation, molecular function: RNA polymerase II cis-regulatory region sequence-specific DNA binding; DNA-binding transcription factor activity, RNA polymerase II-specific.